This is a messenger RNA of Nematostella vectensis (starlet sea anemone), 2830 nucleotides long. Its product is annotated as WW domain binding protein 1-like. The record is from RefSeq and is a predicted model, not a curated record. Bases 647 to 1225 code for a protein of 192 amino acids. The transcript has 5 exons. NCBI's taxonomy places the organism in Eukaryota, Metazoa, Cnidaria, Anthozoa, Actiniaria, Edwardsiidae.
UCCGGUUAAAAACAUAAUAUCAUGACUUGCCGCUUGCACGCAUGCUUCAAAAGGUUCCCUUCCAAGCUGAAAGACACGCAUUUUUUUGGAUCGUCGUGAAGAAAUCGUCUGUCCUUUUCCAUGGGACAGGAGUGAGCGGCUGCUCGUUUGGAAUCAGAACCUGUUAAUGUUGUGAGUGAGGUAAAACCUUAGACAAAGAUAAGUCCAUUAGCUAAUAAGCUAUACUGUUCCGCACGUGUCCAUUUUAUUUACAUGUUUUCGCACUACUCACAUACCAGUAUCUACGUUAUGGUACUUGUGGAUUAUAAUGUCGAUAAAUAUAUAUGUUUCCAAUGUUAUUACCCAUCACAUAAUGAAAAAUCUCUACAUUGUUAAUAUCUUUUUUAUGAAAGGGGCAUUACAACUUUAUUAACUCUGUUUAUUUAUAUGUAAAAACUUGGCUCGCUGUUUUGGGGAACCAUAUGUAAAUCCGUAUUGACAUGGAAAUGCUGUAGGCGAAUCUGAUUGGCCAAUAUCAUCGAGGUCCCGGGUUCUAUUAUUUUGGUAUAGUUCCAAGAGAGUCCUUUGCGAGAUAAAGUCGCUUGUAUUGCUCUGUUAGACAGUCCCGAGCUUGGAACUCUGAUAAUUCGACAUAAUUUAGGCCUAAAUGAUGGGUUAUGUUCUCUACGCAAAGGCGAUUAUACUUCUAGCGGCGUCGAAUUUUCUCCAAACGAAGGCAGAUGAUUACUGUGGAAGGAAAGGCAAAAAAGAAUUUUACUGCGAUAAAGGCCAUUGCUGUGGUAACUUUGAAUGCUGCGUUUAUUACAAGUAUUACGAGAUGUGGUGGUUCUGGCUUAUUUGGUGUGUCAUAACCAUCUUAGGGUGCAGCUGUGCAUACUUGAAGAGACGUCAAAUAGGACUAUAUGGCUAUACAAUGAAUGUUCAAAAUAAUCUGCAAUCGAGAGCUAGUAGCAACUCUCCUGAGUAUCCCAAGCACAAGUUGCCAUCUUAUGCUGAGGUCAUAGCCAUGCCAAACCUCGGUCCUCCUGAUGACAUAGAGGGUGCACCGCCACCUUACUUCGUGAGUUUACCAUCUGCAAGCACUGGCUUGUUAGGAAGUACAAGCUCAUUGUCCACUGCAUCUCAAAGUGAAGCUACCACCAUUGACAUAGUACCGGAUAUAAACUACUGUGAACAGGUUAAGCAGGAUUGUUGUACAAGAACCAAAAAUAAGGGAGGAACAUGAAGAAAUGAUUCUUUCUUUUGUCAUUGACAUGAAAACAUAUCUAAUUUAACCUACAUUUGAAGGUGCUGUCAUUUGCACCAGUUUCUAAAAACCUCCAGUCUGCGAAGACUAUAGUUAUUAAAGAUAGAAAUUCUUGUAUAAUCUGGCUCAUUGCCAGAUUAAUUAGUAAAAGUUCUAAGAAAAAAAAGAAUAAAUUAUAGGAUAUUCCUAAUUGCUCUAUUACAUUGUUCAAUGUUGACCCGAGCAUGAGAUUUUUGUAUAAAGACUGCAGUACAUGGAUUGCCAUUGUGCCUUUACUUUGUUACAUCCAUUUAAAUAAGUGGACCAGGUUACAUAGCAACUAUCCAUUUAAAUAAGUGGACCAGGUUAUAAAGCAACUACCAUUUAAAUAAGUGGACCAGGUAAUGCCUAAUGGAAUAUGUAGUUCCCAAUACUACAUAUCUAGAGUUUUUAAAACACUAAUUGCAAAAUUUUUCAGAAUUUUUCCAUAAAUAUUUUUUCCCUAUAUUUGACUAUUCACACGUACAUGCUUAUAUGAGGAAUCAAUGCUUAGUAUAACAGAAAGUUACACUGAUUUUUAAAAUACAGUAAGAUACUCAGUGGUAAUGUACUGUAAUAAGGAAACAUUUCCAUAUACAAUCCAAGCUCACAUAGAUGUUAGUGGCCUCACCACCGUUAAUGGAUAUGUAAUGAACUGAGACUGCUACAAGGAAAGCAUACCUGUCGCCACCACCUCUUAUAGCAACAAUGCACCCAUAAAAACUCUUCCAGCAUUAAGGCUGCUGCCCCUAGGGAGUUUGUCCGCCAGUUAACUAAAAACUUAACUAGAAUCUUGGUAAAUAUGUCACUUAACUAGAAUCUUGGUAAAUAUGUCACUUAACUGGAAUCUUGGUAAAUAUGUCACUUAACUAGAAUCUUGGUAAAUAUGUCACUUAACUAGAAUCUUGGUAAAUAUGUCACUUAACUAGAAUCUUGGUAAAUAUGUCACUUAACUAGAAUCUUGGUAAAUAUGUCACUUAACUAGAAUCUUGGUAAAUAUGUCACUUAACUAGAAUCUUGGUAAAUAUGACACUUAACUAGAAUCUUGGUAAAUAUGUCACUUAACUAGAAUCUUGGUAAAUAUGUCACUUAACUAGAAUCUUGGUAAAUAUGUCACUUAACUAGAAUCUUGGUAAAUAUGUCACUUAACUAGAAUCUUGGUAAAUAUGUCACUUAACUAGAAUCUUGGUAAAUAUGUCACUUAACUAGAAUCUUGGUAAAUAUGUCACUUAACUAGAAUCUUGGUAAAUAUGUCACAAAGUGCUGGGUGUUCACCAGCCAUUACCAGUUUCUCGGCAUUUGACUGUUGGCACUCUGGAACCAGGAAAAUGCAGGAUGAGCCUGCUAUUUCUUUUAUGACUGAAAAUGCUUCCAAGAGUUAUCAUGAUUAUUUCAAAUGGCUAGAAAUAUAUAUUAUUUCAAUACAGUAUAUAUGAUAUAUUAUUCUAGGAGCCACCAAGUUGAGAAAGUUUAUAAAAAAAAGUAUAGAUAAAUUACACAAUCAUAGUUAUAUUCCAAACUUUGUAAGUAGGAUAAGAUGUAUUUAAUAAAGAGUAUUUUUGAGUA